This is a messenger RNA of Camellia sinensis, 831 nucleotides long. The record is from RefSeq and is a predicted model, not a curated record. NCBI's taxonomy places the organism in Eukaryota, Viridiplantae, Streptophyta, Magnoliopsida, Ericales, Theaceae.
AUGCAUAUGACAAAGGACUCAAAGUUUCACAUAGCCAUGUUUCCAUGGUUUGCCUUGGGGCACUUGACUCCAUACCUCCAUCUCUCCAACGAGCUUGCUCAAAGAGGCCACAAAAUCUCUUUUUUGUUGCCAAACAAGGUUCAAAUUCAAUGGGAAGCUACGAAUCUCCAUCCCAACCUCAUCACUUUCCACCCCCUCGCCGCCUCAUACGUCAAAGGCCUCCCUCUGGACGCCGAGACAGCUUCUGACAUACCCAUUGUCCUAACCACUCACCUAGCGACCACCAUGAACCUUACUUGUGAUCAAAUAGUGUUCUGUAGUGUUGUUUCUGCGGCAACGCUGGCGAUGCUUUUAGUCCCUGCGUGUAAAGUUUUUAAAGACAAGAUGCUAAUGGAGGCCGAAAUGGUAAUGCCACCACCAGGCUACCCGUCUUCUACCGUGGUGUUGCAUGUACAUGAAGCUCUUGCAUCACCAGACAUAUCAUCUAAGUUUGGUAGCGGUAUAACGUUCUAUGAUCAUUUCACAACCUCCAUGAAAGAAUGUGAUGCAAUCUCUAUUAGAACAUGCCAAGAAAUAAAGGGAAAAUUUUGUGACCACAUAACAAGCCAUUGGGCCCAAGCUCUCUCUAGCUUCAUCAAAAGAAAACGCCUUUUGCAGAUCAUUACUGGUGCUCUUCCCAAACCCAACCAGAAAGAGGAUGAGACUAACUCUGCAUUCAAUGACCGUCUUGACGAAUGGGAAAGUAAGAAUUAUCAAAUUAUCACAUGGUUCUGGGCUACCUUAGUUCCUUCCAUCAACCUUCAGUUUGGAUGCUUUCAGUAUGAUGUGUAG